Vicia villosa (hairy vetch) is the source of this 345-nucleotide messenger RNA. RefSeq lists its product as uncharacterized. Lineage: Eukaryota; Viridiplantae; Streptophyta; Magnoliopsida; Fabales; Fabaceae. The transcript has a single exon. The coding region runs from base 1 to 345 and encodes 114 amino acids. The record is from RefSeq and is a predicted model, not a curated record.
AUGGCGAAGCCAAGAUGGAUAGAGUUAUUCCUGAAUGUUUCCCUGACAAACCUCUUGGCAUCUCAUUCUGAUCAUAGCCCUAUUCUGCUAUCGUGCGACUUACCACAACGUAGUAAUUAUAGGAGGAAAUUCCGCUUUGAAAACAGUUGGCUUCAAGAACUGGAUGUUGACGAAGUUGUUCAUGCGGGUUGGUUACAAGGUGAGAAUAUUGAAGUGGAGGGUAGGCUCUCUAACUGUGCAGAUAAUCUGGAGGUUUGGAUUAGAAACAUGAGAAGGAAUAUGAAGGAUGAGAUAAAUCGUCAUCGAGUAAUAAUGGAGAUGUUUAGAGGUGGGAAUGACCAAUAA